CGCGGUCCAUGUCCUAUGAUGAACACACUCGCAAACCAUGGGUUUCUCCCACAUGAUGGCCGAAAUAUCACGAGACAAACUCUCAUGGAGGGUCUGCAUGAUGCUCUGAAUUUCGAUUUUUCGCUGUCCUCCCUGAUGUUUGAUAUGGGUGUUGUCGCCAACCCGAACCCCAACGCGUCAUACUUCACAUUGUGCGUAAAUUUCAUCUCAGAUCGUCUCAAUAAUCAGGACCAUCUUAACCGCCACAAUGUUUUGGAGCAUGAUGCCAGCUUGAGUCGGACCGAUGCAUUCUUCGGAAACAAUCACAUCUUCAAUAAAACCAUUUUCAACGAAACGAGGGCAUAUUGGACGUCGGAAAUUCUCACACCCGCCAUGUUGGCCAAUAGCAAAAUCGCCCGCCAAAUCAACUCAAAGGCUUACAACCCUAACUAUAAAUUUACCCCAAUGACUGAACAGUUCAGUCUUGGCGAGGUAGCUGCUCCGAUCAUUGUAUUUGGAAACUCUACAUCAGGGGAAGUCAACCGGACCCUGGUUGAAUACUUUUUCGAGAACGAGCGUCUUCCGAUCGAUCUGGGUUGGAAGAUAUCUUCAAAGAUCAUCACCCUCGACGACAUUUUGAGAGCCACCCAAAUGAUCAGAAAUGCCACGAAAUUGAUCACAUCCUCCCCAUCUCAACAUCGAGUUAGAACUGAAUUGUAA
Penicillium nucicola is the source of this 699-nucleotide messenger RNA. RefSeq names its product peroxidase family protein. The annotation marks the transcript as partial. Lineage: Eukaryota; Fungi; Ascomycota; Eurotiomycetes; Eurotiales; Aspergillaceae. Gene Ontology annotation, molecular function: peroxidase activity. The record is from RefSeq and is a predicted model, not a curated record. The transcript is spliced from 4 exons.